UCGUAUGCGAGUCUCCAUAACUCCAUAAAGGGUGGAAGAGAGCGAUGAGACAGGGAGAAGGAUGCUUCUUAGCAAGGGUUUGGCGUAGGUCGUGGGUUGCAGAGAAAGUUCUGUAAAUCUGUGUCAUCGCAGUCUCUCUCUUCCCAAUCAUCCCUCGAUCUUUCUCGUGCUUCACGGAUCGUACAGCGUUUUCUUCCUCCAAUCGAUUUUCUCUCUCCUCAUUCACCUGUAAGGGGGAGAUUGGGAAGGAAGCCAGGAAAGCGCCGCUUAUUUAUCCGGCUUGCUCUUAUGUCACGAGCUGCUCGGUUUCAGUGGGAAAUCUAGGGUUUGAUUUUCACCGUAAUUCUCUUUGGCAGGUUCCGCGCACCUGGGGGUUAAUGGAAGUGAGGGGAGGUUGUAUGGAGGGGGGGUUUUCUUGUGAGCGGGAGCGUUGAGCGUAUACUUUGGAGGAGCAAGCGGUUUUAAUUUGUGUUUUGGUAUUCUUGGAUUGAUGGGGAAUCGGAUCGGGAAGAGGAGGCAGGUGGUUGAUGAGAAGUAUACGAGGCCGCAAGGGUUGUACCUUCACCGGGACAUCGAUCACAAAAAGCUGAGAAAGCUCAUUCUCGACUGCAAGUUAGCGCCUUGCUACCCUGGAAGCGAUGAAUGCAUUUUUGAUCAGGAGGAAUGCCCUAUCUGUUUUCUGUACUAUCCGAGUUUGAACCGAUCUAGGUGCUGUUUGAAAGGAAUAUGCACAGAAUGUUUUCUACAAAUGAAGCCACCUCAUUCGUCACGAGCAACACAAUGUCCCUACUGUAAAACUUCAAACUAUGCUGUGGAAUAUCGUGGUGAGAAGACAAGGGAGGAACGGGGCAUCGAACAGAUUGAAGAACAAAAGGUCAUUGAAGCACAAAUAAGGUUGCGGCAUCGGGAGAUUCAAGAUGAACAUGAAAGAAUGAAGAGAAGGCAGGAUGUAAGUUCAUCAAGUAGAGUGGCAGCUUCUGAAGAAGCUGAAUGCCAUGAUGAAACAAACACUUCACUUUCAGUGUCAUCACAUGCAUGCCAAGACCAAGGGUUUGGAUUUGUUUCUUCCAGAAGCUUAUCCACCAUUCCAGUUGACACUCGAUCCCAUAUAAGGCAACACAGGGAAGAUCACUUUGACAUGGACCUUGAGGAUCUUAUGGUCAUGGAAGCUAUAUGGUUGUCAAUUCAGGAACAAGGGGUUCAGAGAAAUCCAUCAUCUACCGACAUGCAAGACAUUCAUGCAGCCACUAAGGAUGCCUCUCCUUCUUAUGGACUUGCUUGCACAGUUGCAGCACUAGCUGAACGUCAGCUCACUGAUGGCGGGGAUGUUUCGAGCUUAGAUGCUUGCAGCAGCUCACUUUCGACAGAAGAGAGUCUGCUUAAUAAUAAUUCUUCUGCCGGUUGGCUCGACACAUCUGUGCAUGCGGAUGAUGGUGAGUGCUCUGUAGACAAUAGCUCGGAGGUGGCUGAGGCUGGCACCAGCUAUGCAGGCUCUGAUGCCACCAUAGAUGCGGUGCGGGCGAUCUCCCUACGUGAAGACGUUAACAUGGCUUCAAGCCAUCUCCUCCCUGAGAGCUUCGAGGAACAAAUGAUGCUGGCCAUGGCUGUCUCGUUGGCUGAAGCUCGGGCUCGGGCAAGCCCCCAGGGUGUGACCUGGAUGUAACUGGAGUUAAAUGGUUUGGUUUGGAAAUUUGCCAUUUCAGCUGCUUUUCUCCCUGUGAUACAGUCUCUGGUUGCAAUCUGCUGUUCUGUUUAUUUUAUUUCUGUUCUAUGCAGGUAGUCUUUGCUCUUUUUUUCAUAUAUAUCAUCCUAUAUACAGGUUACAGGUAAACCACAUAAGCUAGGGGAAGGAAUAGAGAAAUUGU
This is a messenger RNA of Phalaenopsis equestris, 1865 nucleotides long. RefSeq lists its product as uncharacterized. The transcript is spliced from 8 exons. Gene Ontology annotation, cellular component: cytoplasm. Bases 491 to 1663 code for a protein of 390 amino acids. The record is from RefSeq and is a predicted model, not a curated record. NCBI's taxonomy places the organism in Eukaryota, Viridiplantae, Streptophyta, Magnoliopsida, Asparagales, Orchidaceae.